AUGGCAAGCUCGAGGGGAGCUGCAGCCGCAGUAGCAGCUCGAUUAUUGACUGCGUGGAGACCAGCAAUUGCUCGACGUCAGUAUGCGGGGAUGUGCAGACCCUCCAAAACACCAGCGGCGGGACAAAUAUACAUAUACAUACCAUCUGCUGCUGUUCAACCCCCCACGAACCCGUCUAUACAUACACAGGCUCCCCGCAGAGCCCAAGCUGCGACCAGCGUGAAAAGAACAGCGGAGCGAGAACCGUCCUCGACAAAACCUCAUGAACAACACCCACAACCACAACCACAACCACAACCACAAGACUCCGCCUCGAAUCCCGCCCUCUCCUUCCCCUGCCUAGACGCCCUCGAGGCCAAAUCCGCCCGUCUCUCCGCCCGAUCCCUCAACUCCGGCCCCGAACCCUCCUACACAACCGGCAGUCACCAAGAAUUCAAAUCCACCGACCUCCUCCUCCUCGACUGGGGUGGCGUCCUCCCCGAAUUCACCAUCGCCUACGAAACCUGGGGCACGCUAAACAGCGACAAAUCCAACGCCAUCCUCCUCCACACCGGCCUCUCCGCCUCCUCGCACGCCCACAGCACCGAAGCAAACCCCAGCCCAGGCUGGUGGGAACGCUUCAUCGGGCCCGGCGCCCCCCUCGACACAAACAAAUACUUCGUCAUCUGCACCAACGUCCUCGGCGGCUGCUUCGGCAGCACCGGCCCCUCCUCCAUCGACCCUUCAGACGGCAAACGCUACGCAACCCGCUUCCCCAUCCUCACCCUUGACGACAUGGUGCGCGCCCAAUUCCGCCUCCUCGACGCGCUGGGCAUAACCACCCUAGCCGCCUCUGUCGGCGCCAGCAUGGGCGGCAUGCAAUCGCUCGCCGCCGGCGUGCUCUUCCCGGACCGCGUGCGCCGCAUCGUCAGCAUCAGCGGCUGCGCGCGCAGCCACCCGUACAGCAUCGCGAUGCGGCACACGCAGCGCCAGGUGCUGAUGAUGGACCCGCAGUGGGCGCGCGGCUUCUACUACGACUCCAUCCCGCCGCACUCGGGCAUGAAGCUGGCGCGCGAGAUCGCGACGGUGACGUACCGCAGCGGGCCGGAGUGGGAGAAGCGCUUUGGCCGCAAACGCGCGGAUCCCAGCAAGCAGCCCGCGCUGUGCCCCGACUUCCUCAUCGAGACGUACCUGGACCACGCGGGCGAGAAGUUCUCGCUCGAGUACGAUGCCAACAGCCUGCUGUAUGUAUCCAAGGCGAUGGACCUGUUUGACCUGGGCCGUGCGCAGAGGCUGGAGACCACGGCGCGGCGGGCGGAGACCCACCGGCGUGUCCUCAGGGAGGGGCGCGCGGUGAAUGAGCCGGAGCAUAGCCUUACCUUGCCGGCGGAGCCGUAUGAGGAACAACCGUCGUCGUCAUCAUCCUCGUCAUCCUCAUCCGGCCAAAAAUCCCACUCCCACUCCCACUCCCAACAACAACAAGAACAAGGCCCGCCCACAGACCUAAUCCUCGGCCUCUCGCCGCUCAAAAACCACCCGAUCCUAGUCAUGGGCGUGGCCAGCGACAUUCUUUUCCCUGCCUGGCAGCAGCGGGAGAUAGCUGAGGCGCUGGAGGCAGCGGGGAGCUCGCGCGUGGAGCAUGUCGAGCUGGGACAGGACGUGUCGCUGUUUGGACAUGAUACGUUUCUGUUGGAUUUGGAGAAUAUAGGGGGGCGGGUGAGGAGGUUUUUGGAAUGA
Blastomyces gilchristii SLH14081 is the source of this 1716-nucleotide messenger RNA. RefSeq names its product homoserine O-acetyltransferase. Gene Ontology annotation, molecular function: L-serine O-acetyltransferase activity; homoserine O-acetyltransferase activity. The transcript has a single exon. Gene Ontology annotation, biological process: L-homoserine metabolic process. Bases 1 to 1716 code for a protein of 571 amino acids. The record is from RefSeq and is a predicted model, not a curated record. NCBI's taxonomy places the organism in Eukaryota, Fungi, Ascomycota, Eurotiomycetes, Onygenales, Ajellomycetaceae.